Messenger RNA from Larimichthys crocea (large yellow croaker), 2544 nucleotides. Its product is annotated as pre-B-cell leukemia transcription factor 1. The coding region runs from base 258 to 1271 and encodes 337 amino acids. The transcript is spliced from 9 exons. Lineage: Eukaryota; Metazoa; Chordata; Actinopteri; Sciaenidae. Gene Ontology annotation, cellular component: nucleus. Gene Ontology annotation, biological process: regulation of DNA-templated transcription. Gene Ontology annotation, molecular function: DNA binding; DNA-binding transcription factor activity, RNA polymerase II-specific. The record is from RefSeq and is a predicted model, not a curated record.
UCUCUCGCCGUGUGUACCUUGACAGUGGACGGCAGUGCUCCGUGGUGUUUUUUUCUGGGAGGAGUGGGGCAGCAGGCACGGAGCCGAGCAGAGAAAGAAAACAGCAACAACUAAUGGUACAAACCUGGCAUCGUGAGACCUGGACGGCACCACAUAGAUGAAGUCCCUCAGGAAUACCUUUCCUGCACCGUGUUUUAGUCCUCCUCUGCUCUUCCUGUCUCUCUCUUUCUCUUCAAAAUAAGUUACACAUUGGAUUUAUGGACGACCAGGCCCGCAUGAUGUUGGGUCACUUAGGAUUGAGUGGACUGACUCAAGAGGAUGUUGGCGAUCCCGACAACAUAAGGAAACAUCAGAACCUCGGUCAGCCGCAGCAGGACAUGGGUGACAUCCUCCAGCAGAUCAUGGCCAUCACAGAUGAGAGUCUGGAUGAGGCUCAGGCCAGGAAACAUGCUUUAAACUGCCACAGAAUGAAGCCUGCCCUCUUCAGCGUCCUGUGUGAGAUCAAAGAAAGGACAGCCCUGAGCAUCCGAGGCAUCCAAGAAGAGGACGGUCCGGACCCUCAGAUCAUGCGGCUGGACAACAUGCUGUUAGCAGAGGGGGUCGCGGGUCCGGAGAGGGGUGGGGCCUCCGCAGCUGCAGCGGUCGCCGUGGCAGCCGGAACGGCACCUAAUGAUGGUUUACAACACACCGAAUACAGAGAGAAGCUCGCUCAGAUACGACAGAUGUACCACAGCGAGCUGGAGAAAUACGAACAGGCAUGCAAUGAAUUCACCGACCAUGUGAUGAACCUGCUGAGGGAACAGUCCCGCACGCGACCCGUCUCACCCAAAGAGAUCGAGCGAAUGGUGGGAAUCAUCCACCGCAAGUUCAGCACUAUCCAGAUGCAGUUAAAGCAGAGCACAUGUGAAGCUGUCAUGAUCCUACGCUCUAGGUUCCUGGAUGCCAGGCGGAAACGAAGAAACUUCAGCAAGCAGGCAGCAGAGAUUUUGAAUGAAUAUUUUUACUCCCAUCUGGCAAACCCCUACCCCAGUGAGGAGGCCAAGGAGGAGCUGGCAAAGAAGUGUUCCAUCACUGUGUCUCAGGUGGCCAACUGGUUCGGGAACAAGAGGAUUCGAUAUAAGAAGAAUGUUGCAAAGCUCCAGGACGAAGCUAACCUGUAUACUCGGAAGUCAGCUGCAAGUGUGUCUUCGCUGGCAAGCCAAGCCAACUCUCCAGCCACGCCAAACUCAGGAGGAUAUCCAGCCCCGUGUUACACUCCUGACGGGAGGUAAUGAGGACCUUGCCUGGAGGAACUCUCUUCCCUCAUCACGGUCUCCAUGUUGAUGGUGGCUGGUAGGACAGUGGCAAUGCUUCGUCCCACCCCCCCCGCCUCCCCCACCCCCACCCAGAGCACCAGGCAGCAAGCACUACGUCACCUCCAGCUGAUACUCCACCUUCCCUCCCCACCCUGCUCCUCAGACUAAAACAACCCAGACUGUAGGUUGACCUCCAGUCGAGCCACAGACUACUCAACAAGAUUUCCCAAACUCUGCAACUUUCCGUGUUUGUUUCGCUUUGUGUUGCUGAUCCUUUACCCACAUCCCUCCCACUAGUUUUUUAAACCCUUGUCUUUUACGAAUGUGUUGAUGCGUCUUUUUUUCUUUUAUAAUUACUCGCCACGUUUUUUCUUCCAUUUCUUUUUGAAAAGAGAGUGAUGAAAAGAACAUUUUAAAAAAAAAUGUUCUGUAUCAUCUGUGAAGGUUCAGGGCCUGUGUGUGGCCUUGAACCAGAUGUCGAUUGAUGAUUUUAUUUCAAAUAAUUAAAAUAACAUUUAAAAAAAGGACAAAAAGAAAGCAUGUAGAUUUUAUUAUUUCUUUUUUCUUUAAGUUUUAUUUUUUAAGAAAACAAUUGUCACUGAGAAAAUGCAAUCGAAAAGAGUGCAACAACAUCUAAAUGGCAGAAAUGACCAAAAAUGAAUAAACACAUUGUCACUUCUUACAUUUUUGCAUCCUGUGGUGUUGCUUCAGACAAGAACUGGGUUUGAGUUUGUUUCUAUUUAUAUGAUUGUAAAAAACAAUAUUGCCUUAACAGGUAAUUAUGUUUCUUAAAUGCUUUUGAAGCAACCAAACCAAAGAGGCUUUAACCCAGGAGAUCAGGUUCUGUGGUUUGUGCCAAUGUGCACAGUAACUAUAAUGUUCAGUUUCAGAUCAUACAGUAUUGGAAUGGGACCAUGUUUGUUUUUAUUCAUCUGUGCCCUCUAGUGUUGAGCAGUGCCGCUGCAUCUUCUGGAUAAUUUGUGGGGAUUUUUUUUCAGCUAAAGGCCUCCAGAGGAAUGCUUCCUGCACAAAUUCUUGUUUUCACAUCUUUCUUUUUGUAGUUAAUAUUUAAUAGUGAAUGUCAAUAAAUCCUGAGACCCAAUAAACCGAGAGUAGGCUUUUAUCUAACUCUUUUAGUCAUUUAUCUAGUGGAGAAGCUGCUGAAGUCCAGGUGUAUCUGAUAAUGUAGUGAGUGCUACACAAUGUAAUAGCUUGUUAGUUUAAUAAAAAAAAAAAGCCCCUGAAUUGG